Messenger RNA from Penicillium samsonianum, 210 nucleotides. RefSeq lists its product as uncharacterized. The transcript has a single exon. The record is from RefSeq and is a predicted model, not a curated record. The coding region runs from base 1 to 210 and encodes 69 amino acids. NCBI's taxonomy places the organism in Eukaryota, Fungi, Ascomycota, Eurotiomycetes, Eurotiales, Aspergillaceae.
AUGAUCCACCCUCUCAGCCGCAGCAAAUCUUCCGAGCCACAGGAAUGCCCAACCAAUGCCCCAGACAGGAAAACAAAAAAACGUCCGCGCGAGGUGAGCCUAGGCGGGGAAAGACGGCCGCUGACUGCAGCAGCCCAAUACUUCCCUGCGCUGCGAACAGGGCGGUUGGAGCCGGGGUCGUUGCAGCCGCACGGACAGGCGUGGGCGUGA